AUGGCGUUACGGAGACGGACCACCAAAAUGCCACCUAGGGUACCUAUAAAUCGGGGUCUCGUACCCUCAUCGAUCACCUCUCUCCCAGCCACAUACUCGCUCAACCAAUGGACGCCGCAGAUUGGACUUGCAAUGGCCAAGCCCUCACAAACCACAAUUCGAAGCAUCAAAUCUACCAAUACUCCUCGUCCUGAUCGUUUCGCACACCACCCCUCUCGAUCCGCAUUGAACAGUACCUCUUCGGCAGCUUUGGAAAGAAAGGCCCAUUCGACACCAACUCGAACAGGCCUUGUGGCGCAAAAGCGUGGUAUGACGGCUGUCUUUGAUCCCGACACUGGCAUGCGCUCCGGGUGUACGGUCCUGCAGAUCGACCGCAACGAGGUCGUUGCGCAUAAAACGCGAGAAAAAAACGGGUACUGGGCAGUACAGAUUGGUGCGGGUGAGAAGCAAGUGGACAAUGUGUCGAGACCGAUGUUGGGCCAUUUUGCGGCAGCUGGUGUUGCACCUAAACGCUGGGUCUUCGAGUUCAAAGUAAAGGGAAAGGAGGGACUAGGUGUUAAUGUUGGCGAGAGAUUGGGUGCUAGCUGGUUCCAGGUCGGGCAAUGGGUGGAUGUCAGGGGUGUGAGCCGUGGAAUGGGCUUCGAAGGUGGCAUGAAACGACACGGUUUCGGUGGUCAACCUGCCUCUCACGGUCAAUCGCUUAUGCAUCGUGGUAUGGGUUCUGCCGGAGGCUCACAGGGAUCCGGUUCCCGUGUUCUACCCGGAAAACGCAUGGCUGGAAACAUGGGCAACGAGCGCGUCACUGUUAAAAAUCUCAAAGUUUUACAAGUUGACGAGGCAAACGGAAUUGUGGUGGUAAAUGGCAGCGUGCCAGGCCCCAAGAAUCAGAUCCUUCAGAUCCAAGAUGCUAUUAGUAAACCCUGGCCUAAAGGGCCCAUGACAACGGCAGAGACUAUAUCAGCUUCCGAAGCACUAGCAUCAGCAGCAGUAGCUAAUACAGUAGCAGGAACUACUGCUACUACUGCUACUCUUUAA
Messenger RNA from Periconia digitata, 1035 nucleotides. NCBI's taxonomy places the organism in Eukaryota, Fungi, Ascomycota, Dothideomycetes, Pleosporales, Periconiaceae. The record is from the annotation of a GenBank genome assembly.